UUAAUAUUAAUCAGAUUUACGCCAUUAUUCUUGCAUUUCCUCUAUUGAUCUCCGCGUCAGACUCUUCUUUCCUCUCCUCAUAUUGAAUCCUAUACAGAGUGUACACAGAACAUAACCCUUGAUUCUUGAACAAAGCUAAGAGGAAAGAGUUUGUUGUACAUGGUGAUGGAGGUUCAAACACCACCGCCACCACCUUCACAGCGCUCAAAGCUAAAGCCACUGACCAGGCUCAACAAUCAUGUGGGCAACAGCUGGGUGGGCAAGCGCUUCAAGCUAUCCGAGCGCAACACCACCUUCACUACCGAGCUCCGAGCCGGCACCGCCACAUUCCUGACCAUGGCCUACAUCCUCGCCGUUAACGCCUCCAUCCUCACCGACUCCGGCGGAACCUGCUCCGUCUCAGACUGCGUUCCUCUCUGCUCCGAUUCCUCGGUCUCAAUCUCCAACUGCUCCGGCUCCAACCUCCGGGUCAUCCAGCCCGACGAGUCCUGCAAGUUCAACCCGGUCAAUCCGGGCUAUGAGACCUGCCUCGAGAGAAUACGCAAGGACCUGAUAGUAGCCACCGUGGCCUCAUCUCUCAUCGGCUGCGUGAUAAUGGGUGCCUUUGCGAACCUUCCUCUGGCCUUGGCUCCUGGUAUGGGUACCAACGCCUAUUUUGCCUACACCGUCGUCGGCUUUCACGGGUCGGGUAGUGUCUCCUACCAGAGCGCCUUAGCUGCCGUGUUCAUCGAAGGCCUAAUCUUCUUGGCCAUUUCCGCAGUUGGGUUUCGUGCCAAACUCGCCAAACUCGUCCCCAAACCCGUCCGAAUCAGCUCCUCCGCCGGUAUCGGUCUCUUCUUAGCCUUUAUCGGUUUACAGAACAACGAAGGAAUCGGGUUGAUCGGGUACAGUUCGUCGACCCUGGUGACACUCGGAGCCUGCCCCGUUGGCUCUCGGGCAUCGCUAGCCCCUGUCAUAACCGCUGCUAAUGGAACCGUCAGUUUGCUCCCGGGCGGCACAGUCUCGGGAGGUAUUUACUGCCUCCGAGACACCAUGGAAAGCCCGACAUUUUGGCUCGGUAUCGUCGGUUUCGUAAUUAUCGCUUACUGCCUGGUGAAAGACGUCAAGGGUGCUAUGAUUUUCGGCAUAAUAUUUGUAACGGCCAUUUCGUGGUUCCGUAACACCAAGGUAACGGCGUUUCCCGAUACCGAUACCGGCAACACGGCGUACCAGUAUUUCAAGAAGGUAGUUGAUGUGCAUGCGAUAAAGAGUACAGCAGGGGCAUUGAGCUUUAAGAAUAUCGGUAAAGGUUCCUUCUGGCAAGCCUUGAUCACGUUUCUAUACGUUGACAUACUCGAUACGACCGGCACGCUGUAUUCGAUGGCUAGGUUCGCCGGCUUCGUUGACCAAAACGGAGACUUCGAGGGGCAAUACUUCGCUUUCAUGUCGGACGCCACGUCAAUUGUGGUGGGGUCGUUGCUGGGCACGUCGCCAGUGACGGCGUUCAUCGAAUCGUCAACGGGGAUCAGGGAAGGCGGACGGACUGGGCUGACGGCGCUAACGGUGGCGGGAUACUUCUUCUUGGCGUUUUUCUUCACGCCGCUACUGGCGUCGAUUCCAGCGUGGGCUGUGGGCCCGCCGUUGAUAUUGGUGGGCGUGAUGAUGAUGAGAUCGGUGGUGGAGAUCGACUGGAACGACAUGCGGCAGGCGAUCCCAGCCUUUACGACGAUGAUUUUGAUGCCUCUGACUUAUUCAAUUGCGUAUGGGCUGAUUGGUGGGAUUGGCACCUACAUCGUUUUGCACCUAUGGGAUUGGGGGCAUGAGCUUUUGGUGAAACUUGGAAUAGUAAAAGGGGUGGUGAUCAGCGCGAGCGGUGAAGUCAAUGAGGCGCAUCAUGGUAGUAAUGGAAAAGCACUUGAAGUCUAGGAUUGUGACUUUGGAAUAUAUAUAUAUAUAGUACGUGUCUUUUUUCUUUUUUUUUUUUCUCAUUUUUUUAAAGAAAUUUCUAUUCUUCAUUGUUGUCGUACGUAGGAAAUUAAUUUGGAAGAAAUGGAUUCAUUGAUAAUACGCCCGCAGAAUAUGUAAAUAAAUAUCAAAUAUGGCUUUCGGUGCU
Messenger RNA from Alnus glutinosa, 2092 nucleotides. RefSeq names its product adenine/guanine permease AZG1. The transcript has a single exon. Bases 160 to 1905 code for a protein of 581 amino acids. The record is from RefSeq and is a predicted model, not a curated record. Gene Ontology annotation, biological process: transmembrane transport. Lineage: Eukaryota; Viridiplantae; Streptophyta; Magnoliopsida; Fagales; Betulaceae. Gene Ontology annotation, cellular component: plasma membrane. Gene Ontology annotation, molecular function: purine nucleobase transmembrane transporter activity.